Miscanthus lutarioriparius is the source of this 981-nucleotide messenger RNA. The record is from the annotation of a GenBank genome assembly. NCBI's taxonomy places the organism in Eukaryota, Viridiplantae, Streptophyta, Magnoliopsida, Poales, Poaceae.
AUGGGUUCCGACUUCAAAUCGAUCCCCUUGAUCGAUAUCAGCCCGCUUGUCGAAAAGAUUGAUGAUCCAAGCAUGGCCAACGACAAGGAUUUGCUGCAGGUUGUCCGGUUGCUGGACGAUGCUUGCAAGGAGGCCGGAUUCUUCUAUGUGAAAGGCCAUGGUGUUGACGAGUCGCUGAUGAGGGAAGUCAGGAAUGUAACCCACAAAUUCUUUCAGCUUCCUUAUGAGGAAAAAUUGAAAAUUAAGAUGACACCUCAGAGUGGAUAUAGAGGGUAUCAAAGAUUAGGGGAGAAUAUUACCAAGGGUAAGCCUGAUAUGCAUGAAGCAAUCGAUUGCUAUGCUCCUAUUAAACCUGGCAAAUAUGGAGAUCUCGCUAAACCAAUGGAAGGAUCUAACUUAUGGCCAGAAUACCCAUCAAAUUUUGAAGUACUGCUGGAAAACUAUAUCAACUUAUGUAGAGAUAUUUCAAGAAAGAUAAUGCGAGGUAUAGCCUUGGCUUUGGGAGGGGCGAUCGAUGCUUUUGAAGGGGAAACAGCUGGAGAUCCUUUCUGGGUGUUAAGGUUGAUUGGUUAUCCAGUAGAUAUUCCUGAAGAGCAGCGCACUGAUACUGGCUGUGGAGCUCAUACAGAUUAUGGACUUCUAACACUGGUUAACCAGGAUGAUGACAUAUGUGCCCUUGAGGUGCAAAAUCGCUCUGGUGAGUGGAUCUAUGCAACACCAAUUCCCGGAACCUUUGUUUGUAACAUUGGUGACAUGCUGAAGGUUUGGACAAAUGGAAUAUAUCAGCCCACACUUCACAGAGUUGUCAACAAUUCCCCUCGUUACCGUGUAUCUGUUGCGUUCUUCUAUGAGUCAAACUUUGAUGCUGCAAUAGAGCCUGUUGAGUUCUGCCGGGAGAAAACCGGCGGUGCUUCCAAGUACGAAAAGGUUGUGUACGGAGAGCAUUUGGUUCAGAAAGUAUUGACGAACUUUGUCAUGUAA